GAUAUUCAGCGAGAACAGGAACGUACUGUACCAGUCACCAGGAAACGUCUUUUAUUUAUCGGACACAAUAAUGGCAUCCACCCAACCGCCGUUGUACCGUUGUUCUCUCCGCGGCCCAGUCGACAAAGGAGGGUUUCAGUCGUCGCUCUGAAGCCGCCAUUACCCCCGCUGCUUCCUGGGCCUUGCUGCUCACCCACAAUGCAUUGCCAGAGGCUUUUGUGUAUCUCAGACGGACCAAUGUAACCACUGCCACCACUCCAUCUACAGCACUCCACAGCAGCACAACAGGAAGGUCCUGUCCUGGUUGGUCUUCUUGGUUCUUUGUCUUUACUGUAACUAUGUCUGGCUCAGGCGACUUACCAGCCAUAGAGGGCUCCGGGAUAGGCGGGAUGAAGCUUCCCAUCGGGAUGACCCGCCGAGCCCUCAGCUACGACGACAACCUGGAGGCCCCCAUGUCCACACCCCCCCACGACAUCAGCAUCAACAACCUGUGGAGACGACCCAUCAUACCGGAGAGGAAGUUCUCACACCUGGCUGAGGAGGAUGAGAGUGGUGCAGUGACUCAAUCAGCAGUGCCAGACAACGCCCCCUCCAGGUCGCCAGGCGUAGUGAAAACCAAGGCCUCCUCCAUCAUUAUGAACUCCCUCAUCACCAAGCAGACGCAGGACAGUAUGUACAAGUUUGAGCAGAGGGCAGGGCUUACUGACACCAGCUAUACGCCCCACAAAGGCCUCACCGCCGAGGAGACAAGACACCACCACCGUAUGCCCGAUUCUCUCCAGAAACUACAGAUCCAGAGCAUGGAGGCCAGAGAAGAGAGGAACAGCUCCUCGGCCCAGUCGACUCCAUCCAACACACCACACAGCUCCCCGAAACAACAACGCAGGUCCUGGUUCAGCAGCACAGGUUCAGAGCUCAGCCUCAGCUCCUCCAACAGCAGCGUGGACAUGGGAGGGGGAGGAGACAUGGCAGCGGGAGGAGUAGGAGGCGUGGUCGAAAAGUGGAGCGUGUUCACGCCCCGGCCUCUCGUCCAGAAGUCGACCUCUGACCUGGGAUCAGACCCUACAGCCGCAGCAGGCUUUGCGCUGCAGGUGUACCGCGGUGCCCAGAAGCCGACCCCCAUGGAGGUGAUGAAGUCGCAGGCCACGCGGCUGACCGACAACGCCGCCGCACAGGCAGCGGCCCCUCCCAAAAUGGAGAUUCCCACGGUGGAAGGCCGGCGUCAGGGAGCGCGGCCGCACAAACUCAAACCCCGAGACAUGAACAUCCUGACACCGUCCGGCUUCUGAGAGGACAUGCAACGUCUAUCAGAGCUGCACGCCGCCCCAACGCUGAAGGUCCCAUGAAAUUAAAACCUGCUCCCAUAUCCCUGUGCAUACAUCUUCGGUUCACCUCCUGCUCCAAAUGUAAAACCUUUGCCCUCAGAGGAUAAAUCUGUUUCAUUACAACUACAACACGUCUUAGUUUUAGGACAGCUUGUAAACAAAGCCCCAAAGUUCAAUGAAUCUACUUGGAUGAGAAAGCAAAGAACGUUAAAAUUACAGACUCGUAAACAUCCAUCACAGGACCAAUAUUCUGCUUUAGCUUUGACCAACUGUUGUUACUGUAAUCAUUUUAUUAUCACAGAUAAAUCAGUUUCACCUCCAAAUAAAGUGGCAGCUAGAUCCCAGAACUCAAAUUACUUUUAUUGCCACAACCACAAAGCUAGCUGCUGCUAGGUUCGAAUCUGAGCGUCAGUCUGCAGCAACAUUGCCAAUACUGUUGUGGCUUAAAUGUAUCCUGCUCUCACACAUUUCCCUCCUCUUCAAAAACUUAUCAAACAUCAGCUGCUCAACCUCAGAAUAAUUUCAUGGGACCUUUUAGAGCAGCUCCAAUAUUCAGAUAACUACUGUCCUGUCCACCAACUUCACCACUGAUAUGGACAUUAAAAAAACACAGCUGAAAAGUUUCCCAUCUUCACUGCUUUGAGGCGUAUACUGUGUUGCUUGGCUGUAAAAUCAAACUCUCAUCCUUCACUCUUUAACAUCUAGCUGCAGCAUGUCGGCAUCAACACUGGCUGAAGUUAGAAAAUUCAGCAUGAAUCUAACCCCCUGAGUUCAAAUGACAAGGGGGGGCUUGUUUAUAGAGCUGAAGUUGAAGAUGAUGGUGAUCCUGGUUUAAAACAGUCCCCUGUAAAAUGCACUUUAUCCCAACUCUUCCCACCAGAGAGGCUCAAUUAAACUGCCCACCAGGAUGCAAAUUAAUGCAAGAAAAUACUCUCUGCUUUUAACAUCCUAUUUAUCUCUACAAACUUCUCAGUUGUCUGAUUAAAGGGGCAUUUCUCUAAGCAGGGUGGAGAGAAUAAAUCUAACACGUUCCUUAAGUAUAAUUUAAUACAAAUCAAACCAACAGAACAAAAAAAUUGUUAAAAAAAAAAGUUUGACUCAGGAAAUUUUGGAAAUUCGGCAAGCUCCUGCUCACUGAAACGUUCCACGUCUUUGUUUUAAUGUAUAGAUGAAGAUCUUUUAGCUGCUAUUGUAGCAACAGAUUUUGUUCCGUCGAGAUUAGUCACCUGGUGUGUGUAUUUAUAAAAAAAAAUCAGACCUACAUGCUACUGACAGAAUAGAUAAACAUAAAUAAUGGAAAAGAUUAAGAAGGUUUAAAGCGUCUUUCAGCCUUCAGUGUGCUCAGUUUUUUUUUUUUUUUUCUUGCAAGUAUGAAGGAUUCCCGAUUUCUGAUGUGUUUUGGUGCUUAACCACUUGACUGAAGAGAGAGCUGGUGUGGAAACUGCAGAGACCUUUUUUUUCUUACUCAAAAAGGCUUUCCACCGACAAACCUUCUCGCUUUUGGUUUGAAAGAUGAAUAUCAAAAAAAUGUUGGAAAAUAACUGAAAUUUAGCAUUAUAGAUAGUUUUCAGUCAUUUAUCCUGCUACAGUGCUAGCUUUGACGGUGGUAAUUGACUAUAUGCAAGGUUUCUGCAAGAUGAAGCUUGGUAGAGUUUAAACAGAGCUAAAUGAAAAUCUAGCUGCUGGCUGAUAGUUGUUAUUAUUUUUGUACUUUUAUUAAUAAGUGGAAGCGGUCUAUUUACUGGUGUAAUGUGACACAGCAGUGGAAGUUUGUCUGUUUAAUGGAGUAAAACAUUUGAAGUCAUUUACCACCUGUACCUAUGGUGUUUGUCAGAUGUUUCCCAGUUUCUCAUCCUUGUGUCAACGAUCCUGAAGCUAAACACAGAUCAAAACACACUCUGCUGUCAGCAGCUGUAAAUAUUAAAUGAUUAUGACUGUUUUCUGCUCAGUUACAUUUUGUUAUAUUUCACAUUCUGUGUUCACAAGUGCUUUGUGUUUAAAGUGCGAUGCUGUUCCCUUUAAAUCUCUUCCUGACUGAAGCAUCACGUCUCAGUUCCCUGGUGUGACUCUGUAGAACAGACUGACUGAGUUAUUGUAUAUUUCUGUUUAGCAUUUUUUUUUCCAGUUGAUGGUUAAGAGAUGUUUUCCUUGAUUUAUAGUCUUUAUACAGUUUAUUUUUCUUUGCCAAAACAGUUUGGACUUUAAAAAAUAAAUGUUACACUCUCAUCACAAAAACAAGA
Molecule: messenger RNA, 3565 nt
Organism: Lates calcarifer (barramundi perch)
Lineage: Eukaryota; Metazoa; Chordata; Actinopteri; Centropomidae
Product: putative monooxygenase p33MONOX
Exons: 9
Coding region: 339-1289 (316 amino acids)
Cellular component (GO): cytoplasm
Source: RefSeq, a predicted model, not a curated record